Molecule: messenger RNA, 748 nt
Organism: Brassica oleracea var. oleracea
Lineage: Eukaryota; Viridiplantae; Streptophyta; Magnoliopsida; Brassicales; Brassicaceae
Product: nucleoside diphosphate kinase 1-like
Exons: 3
Coding region: 101-547 (148 amino acids)
Biological process (GO): GTP biosynthetic process; CTP biosynthetic process; UTP biosynthetic process
Molecular function (GO): nucleoside diphosphate kinase activity
Source: RefSeq, a predicted model, not a curated record
AGCGCAUAUUCUCAGCAUCUAGGGCUCUUCUAUAUAACAACGUUCUCUUCACUGCGUAUAGGUAUCGCCGACUAGUAAGUGACAUCAAAAAGAAUCGACAAUGGAGCAAACUUUCAUCAUGAUCAAGCCCGACGGCGUCCAAAGGGGUCUGAUCGGUCAAAUCAUCUGCAGGUUCGAGCAGAAGGGUUUCACUUUGAAAGGUCUAAAGCUGAUCACAGUGGACCGUCCAUUUGCCGAGAAACACUACCAGGACUUGUCAGCCAAGCCCUUCUUCAGUGGCCUUGUUGAUUACAUAAUCUCUGGCCCAGUCGUUGCAAUGAUCUGGGAGGGAAAGAAUGUUGUGUUGACGGGAAGGAAGAUCAUCGGAGCAACGAACCCUGCAGCAUCUGAACCAGGAACCAUCCGUGGGGAUUUUGCUAUUGACAUUGGGAGGAACAUUAUCCAUGGGAGUGACUCGGUGGAGAGUGCUAACAAGGAGUGUGCGUUGUGGUUCCCUGAUGGACCUGUGAACUGGCAGAGCAGCCUUCAUUCUUGGAUCUACGAAUGAUUCUCUAUCGUUUUGUGAUCCUUUGUUUCGGUUGUUGUUUACAUGUUUCUCUCCUUUGUUUUUGUCGCAAGCUCUGUUGCUUCCGCCUCUUUGCAUCUUUCUUUUUUUUUUUUGAAGUUUGAAUCUCAGAACAUGACUCUGUUUUUUUUUUUUUUGUGAGGGUUUCUUUGAACGUCUUAUAUAUUCUCUCUUUCUACCCGA